This is a messenger RNA of Corticium candelabrum, 2560 nucleotides long. Its product is annotated as GPI inositol-deacylase-like. The coding region runs from base 1 to 2520 and encodes 839 amino acids. The record is from RefSeq and is a predicted model, not a curated record. Gene Ontology annotation, molecular function: phosphatidylinositol deacylase activity. The transcript is spliced from 2 exons. Lineage: Eukaryota; Metazoa; Porifera; Homoscleromorpha; Homosclerophorida; Plakinidae. Gene Ontology annotation, biological process: GPI anchor metabolic process; endoplasmic reticulum to Golgi vesicle-mediated transport. Gene Ontology annotation, cellular component: endoplasmic reticulum.
AUGGUCGUUCUUGUUCGAUUUCUCGUCGUUGUGAUAUUAUUCGGUUUCGUUCUAGCUGGAUUCUAUAAUAUCUACUUUCAUGGGGCAAAGAACGACUGCUACAUAACGUAUAUGUAUGAAAUGCCGCAGUACGUUCCCGUUCCUCUCUCUGCCAACGUCAGUCAAGCGUUUCCUACGUAUGGCCUCUACUACUACACGGAAGGAAAAAUGCCAGAAACACUACCCCGCUUUAGUGGAGUUCCUGUUCUCUUCAUACCUGGAAAUGCAGGAAGUCACAAAGAAGUGCGCUCAAUGGCAUCUGUUUCUCUUCGUAUGUUUGCGCCAGGUACUCAGUCUAAUCAUUUCGACUACUUUACUGUAAGUCUGAAUGGAGAACUCUCCGGUCUCUAUGGUGGAGUGUUACAUAACCAGGCAACAUAUGUGUCACUCUGUAUACAACACGUAUUGUCCCUGUAUAAUCAAUCCCCACGUCCAUCAGUGUUUCUUCUGGGUCACUCGGCUGGCGGUAUUGUAGCAAAAUAUAUGCUUGGUUUGCCAGACGUUGACCUAUCUGCAGUCAACACCAUUCUAACUCUUGGGACUCCCAAUGCUUUUCCAGUUCUUUCACUGGAUGAACAUCUUGUACAAGUGACGGUUAGUGCCGACAUGGCUAUGAAAAGACACAAUUCACUUUUGGUUAUGGCUAUUGGUGGUGGGAUUCGAGAUCGUCAAGUACGUUCUGGACUGACUCGUCUGCCCAAGAGCUAUCGGAGGUUAUCAAUGGUCUCCACAGCUCUUGCACACGUGUGGGUAACGGUCGAUCAUAAUUGCCUUGUCUGGUGCAAGCAGAUGGUCAUUAAUUUCAAUCGAGCUUUGUUUCAAUUAAUUGAUGCAAAUACGCAUCAGUUAGUCAUCAACUUGGAUUAUCGCGUUCAACACUGGAAACGAUGGUUGCUUCAUCCCAAGUUACCCGCUUUGUCGAAUUUUGCAUACAAAGUGGUUGUUGAGAUCACAUAUUUGCCUUGGAGCUUACCACAAAAUCGUGCGACGUCAAUAUUUUUUCAAUAUCAACUUACCAACUUGGAUACCUCUGAUGUGAUCAUAGUGAUAAGCAAUAUUCCAUUAGCAGCAUGGAUAUAUGGCUGUAGUUUGACAGACUCACUGAAACCUGCUUGUCACAACGCUUCCAGUUUAGACCACACAACUCUCCCACCAUCGUACGGUGUAGUGAAAAUGGCUUUGUUUGAAGCAAGACAUCUUGCUGCGUAUUCUCAUCUUGGAGUGUGGGCAUCACAAGCUACACACACAAAGCUCGGAACGUCUGUAUUUGCUAAACUGUACACUACAAACAAGUCAAUCUAUCAUAACUUCUAUGUGCCCAUAGUAAAUCUAUGGUCGUCUCACUCUGUAAAUAACGGCGAAGUUUAUGCGGUCAUACGUUUGCAUGGAUUGGAGCACAUUUGGCAAGUGUAUACAAUCACGGCCAUGCAAGAUGCUAAUUGCAGUGAACAGAACGGUGUCCCACUGCUUCUUCAAAAGCACGUGCCCUGGUACCACGAAGACGAGUUCUCACCAUCGGGAGGCAACGUCGUCAACUUGACGAUUCGAUUACAGUCCGCUCGUGCACCAGGAAGUAGACAAGUCGUCGAAUUGAGAUUAUACAAGGAUCCAGACUGUGACGUACUGCUCAAUGUGAGAGUUGACUUUAUGGGCGUGUUAGGACAACUGAUGAGAUUUUAUGCUUCACUCCUUGUAUCAUUAACCUUAUGUAUUCUCUUGGUAAAGUGUGCUAUAUCUUCAACUUUUGUCGAACAAUCGGAUGUAAACUUUGCUCUGUGGUGGGUUGUAUCAAUGAUGUUGAUCACAACUGUGUGGCUAUUUUGCGAUGUUUUUGCAAUGAUCGCCAGGAUACUACCCGACAGUAUUGAACCAAACCUCGAUUGGAGGGAGGAGUCACACAGCAUUGUUUUGACUGAUAUAACGUGGCCUGUUCUAGUGUUUAUGUUGUCGGUCUCGUGGAGCAUAGCAGCCAUAUUGGAAUUUAUACUCUACGUUGUUGGUUACUUGAUUGCUAAAAUCGUUGCACUGAUUCCAUUGAUAUUAAUGAAGCGAUUGACUCUUGUAGAAGUUUUGAGUGUGACAGCAUUAAUGUAUGUGCCGAUGUUUGAACUUGCACUUGUGUUGGCCAUUCAAAUCUAUUUUAUUGGAAAUUUAUCUUCAGGAUUGAGGACAAGGGGUUUACGACAUUCUCUAUGUUCUUUUUGUGUUCUCAUCGGGAUGCUGCAAAUGCCGGCCAUUAUUGCCAAACUAACGAAGCAUUUGUGGACAUGGACACCACCGACACAUUUUACCAUUUAUACAGUCGCAAGAAUUGUUGCUUCUAUUUGUCUUCUUUUCAGUAAGAAAGAGAUACAGAGGAAGUCGUUAAUGCAUUGCAUCUGUUUUUUACUAGGAGCAAUGCUCAUUGUCUUAUACUGCGCAUGCUCACUACAUCGCGCUGUUAUAGUGUUGGCUAUAUUGUUACUGUGUGAUCUAAUAUGAAAAUUGAUUAUAAAUAUUUUGUGUCAGAUUUUACAUUAAA